Drosophila teissieri is the source of this 2180-nucleotide messenger RNA. Its product is annotated as carcinine transporter. Bases 37 to 2061 code for a protein of 674 amino acids. The record is from RefSeq and is a predicted model, not a curated record. Gene Ontology annotation, molecular function: transmembrane transporter activity. The transcript is spliced from 7 exons. Gene Ontology annotation, cellular component: membrane. NCBI's taxonomy places the organism in Eukaryota, Metazoa, Arthropoda, Insecta, Diptera, Drosophilidae. Gene Ontology annotation, biological process: transmembrane transport.
ACAUUUCCAGCUCAGAGCUUGUCUAGCGGCGCAUCCAUGUCAGAUAUAUCGGACAACGAUGGGGACGAGUACGAUGAACUUUCGGAGCUGCGACAACGCCACAAGCCCGAGUCCCAGCCCUCAGUGGAUGAGGCCUUCGAUCUGGAUGACCUUCUGCCCACUAUUGGCGAAUUUGGCAAGUACCAGAAGCUCUUGGUGUUCGGAAUUUGUCUGCCUGCCUGCAUACCGUGCGGUUUUUGUGCCUUUAACCAAUUGUUUAUGGCUGAUACUCCGGAUGACUAUUGGUGUCGCAUCCCAGAGCUUCUCGGCUUGCCCCUGGAGCAGCGAAAAUCGCUAUCCAUACCCCGGGAACUGGAUGAUGGCAAACUGGUCUACAGCAAAUGUUAUACCUACGGAGUCAACUGGACGCAACUCCUUGAAUCGGGGGAAGAGAAUGACCUGACAAGCAUGGAACCGAACACCAGUUGGCCACUGAUCAAGUGCGGAGAGGGAUGGGAGUAUAACACAAGCGUCGUCUGGUCCUCUAUUGUGAUUGAUUUCGAUUUAGUGUGCGAUCAGGAUAUUUAUCCUACGAUUGGAUUAGCUGCCCUUAAUACUGGCGGUCCCGUGGGAGUUUAUCUUUUCGGAUUACUCAAUGAUCGUGGUGGACGAAGGCUUUCCUAUUUCGUCUGUUUGGCCACUUUGCUGGCUGGCAGCUUAUUGACUUCGCUAAGCAAGGAUUUCUGGACUUGGGCCGGCAGUCGCGUCAUCGUUGGACUUACUAUUCCAGCUGUCUAUCAGAUACCUUUUAUAAUAUCUUUGGAACUGGUGGGUGAGAACUAUCGAUCCUUCGUGACUGUGAUGACGUGCACCUUUUACACUUCGGGCAUCAUGCUCCUGUCCGUGGUCACCUACUUGGAGCGGGAUUGGGUGCGCCUAUCCUAUAUAACCUCACUGCCGUUUUACGCCUAUUUUUUGUACAUGUUUGUCAUGCCGGAAUCACCGCGAUGGCUUUUGAUGCGUGGUCGUCUGGAGGAAGCCCUCAAGAUUCUGGAGCGCAUGGCAAAGGUGAAUGGUAGGGAAUUUCCCCAGGCUGUGCAUCUCAAGCUAGAGGCUCAGAUUCGACGGGAUAAGCUCAAGAAGCAAAAGAAAAAAAUGGCUAAUGUGGGGCUGGCGGAUCUCUGUCGCACCCCCAAUAUGCGUUUAAAGACCAUCCUGAUCACGCUGAGUUGGUUUGCCAAUGAGACGGUUUAUCUGGGACUCAGUUACUACGGACCUGCGUUGGGAACCAAUCAGUAUGUCAGCUUCUUCCUCUCGGCAGUUGUGGAGUUGCCAAGUUAUUUGUGCUGCUGGUACUUCAUGGAUACCUGGGGCCGAAGAUGGCCUUUGAGUUUAUCAAUGAUAUUGGGGGGCGUGGCUUGUGUGAUUACUGUAAUGUUGCCCGAUGAUGCCGUGGAUGAGACCCUUGUGCUUUAUCUAGUAUCCAAGGCCUUGCUAUCCGCUUCCUUCCUGAUCAUAUAUCCCUUUGCCGGGGAACUUUAUCCCACUCAGGUUCGAGGAAUCGGCAUUGGUGCUUCCAGUUAUAUCGGAGGAUUGGGUCUCAUUGGCAUACCUUUUAUUACCUACUUGGGAAAGGACAAUCUUAAACUGCCCUUAGUUAUCAUGGGCUUUCUUUCGAUGCUGGGCGGCAUGACUGGAUUGCGGUUGCCGGAAACACUGCAUCACCGCUUGCCGCAGACCAUCGAGGAGGGCGAAGAGUUCGGAAAGAACUGGCAGUUCAAAGAUUGCUGUAGAUGCGCUCAAAAGCCGGAGAUUUUAUCUCAACCCGCAUCUUACGAAAACUUGGAUGUCCUGGCUGGCUCCUCCACCAAUGCUUCUGAGGUAGAACUAGAACUGAGGGACAGUCGACGGGUUCGGGAGCCGGCUGCACGGAUUGACGAGCGUACACCCCUGGACACAACGGCCAGUGGAAGUGGUCGACCUGUUCACCGACCAUCGAUGAAGCGAUUGGUGCGUCAAAUGAGCGUCAUGGACACCCAGAGGACGCAUGAUGGCACCAUGCAGUUGACACAUUGGAUAUAAGAGUUUUAGUGAAGAAAGAGUUUUGUCACAUCAAAAAAAUAUAAUUGCUUUCGAACUAUUUAUUAAUCUAAUGCGUAAUGUUAAAACAUAUCUAUAAAUUAUAGAACUACACGAUUAAG